CCGGAAGUGGGCGGGAGAGGAAGCAGCUGGUGAUGCUGGAACAAACAUGGCCGACCCGGCGCCCGUCGCCCCCUCGGGCUCCCGCAGUCCUCGGCUAGCCGCCGGCCUCCGGCUAUUCCCAGUGUUGGGGCUGCUGCAGCUGCUGGCCGAGCCCGGCCUGGGCCGCGUCCACCACCUGGCGCUCAAGGAUGACGUGAGGCAUAAGGUUCAUCUGAACACCUUUGGAUUCUUCAAGAAUGGGUACAUGAAGGUGAAUGUCAGUAGCCUUUCAGUGAAUGAACCUAAAGGAGCCACAGACAAGGACUCAACUAUUGGAUUCAGCCUAGACCGAACAAAGAAUGAUGGAUUUUCUUCUUAUCUGGAUGAAGAUGUGAAUUAUUGUAUUUUAAAGAAACAGUCUGCCUCUGUCACCCUUUUAAUCCUAAACAUCUCCAGAAGUGAAGUGAAAAUAAGAUCUCCACCAGAAGCUGGUACCCAGUUACCGAAGAUCAUCUUUACCAAGGAUGAGAAGGUUGUUGGUCAGAACCGGGAGCCUGGUGUUGACCCUGUCUCAGCAGGCAGCCAGGCUCCAAAAGAACAAGAAAGUGGAAAGUCUAAAAGAAGUACCGUGGAUUCAAAGGCAACAGGAGAGAAAUCCUUUUCUGUUCGUAAUAAUGAUGGGGCAGUUUCAUUCCAGUUUUUCUUUAACAUCAGCACUGAUGACCAAGAAGGACUCUACAGUCUUUAUUUUCAUAAGUGUCUUAGAAGUGACGUUUGGUCUAAUGACAAGUUUUCAUUCAGCCUCGAUAUCGAGAUCACAGAGAAGAAUCCUGACAGCUACCUCUCAGCGGGAGAAAUUCCUCUCCCCAAAUUGUACAUUUCCAUGGCCUUCUUCUUCUUUCUCUCUGGGACCAUCUGGAUUCACAUCCUUCGAAAACGACGGAAUGAUGUAUUUAAAAUUCACUGGCUGAUGGCUGCCCUUCCUUUCACCAAGUCUCUUUCCUUGGUGUUCCACGCAAUUGACUACCACUACAUCUCCUCCCAGGGCUUCCCGAUCGAAGGGUGGGCUGUGGUGUACUACAUCACUCACCUCCUGAAGGGGGCACUGCUGUUCAUCACCAUCGCACUCAUCGGCACUGGCUGGGCUUUCAUUAAGCACAUCCUUUCUGAUAAAGACAAGAAGGUCUUCAUGGUGGUCAUCCCACUGCAGGUGCUGGCCAACGUGGCCUACAUCAUCAUAGAGUCCACCGAGGAGGGGGCGACGGAGUACGGCCUGUGGAAGGACUCCCUGUUUCUCGUUGACCUGCUGUGCUGCGGCGCCAUCCUCUUCCCCGUGGUGUGGUCAAUCAGGCAUUUACAAGAAGCGUCAGCCACAGAUGGAAAAGCUGCUAUUAACUUAGCGAAGCUGAAACUUUUCAGACAUUACUACGUCUUGAUCGUAUGUUACAUAUACUUCACCAGGAUUAUCGCAUUUCUCCUCAAGCUCGCUGUUCCUUUCCAGUGGAAGUGGCUCUACCAGCUCCUGGAUGAAAUGGCCACGCUGGUGUUCUUUGUUCUCACGGGGUAUAAGUUCCGUCCAGCCUCAGACAACCCCUACCUACAGCUCUCUCAGGAAGAAGAUGACUUGGAAAUGGAAUCUGUAGUGACGACGUCAGGGGUGAUGGAGAGUAUGAAGAAAGUCAAGAAGGUGACCAACGGCUCGGUGGAGCCGCAGGGCGACUGGGAAGGCAGCGCGUGAGGAGCGGCUCAGCGGGGCGCUGGCAGAGACUUUAAUUUAUUCGCAGUCCGGUUGGUCAGCGGGAGCGUCGGCCCCUCGCGAUGGCAACACCGCAGAGCACGCGGCUGGAGCCGAGCGCCAUGGAGACCCAACUUCUCACUCUUUUCUGGACGCCGGGUGCGCGUUGGUGACAGGCAGCCCGCAUUCUCCUUCAGGAGGGAGUGGCGGGGAGGGAGUGUAAGAGGAGGCAGGGGAAAGGAAGCCUUUGUUUUUAAUUUCUAUUUCCGCUUUUUAAUCGGGGAGCUCUUCAGGUAGACGCAGUUGUGACCCAGUGUAUAGCAGGGAGUGCUGGUGGAUGGGGGACCCCGCGGGCCUGGGGAGGGGCUUCAGGAGGUGAGCUGCUGUCGAGAGGGAGCUCGGGGACUCACAGAGAAGGCCGGGGCUGGGAGGGGGCAAGUGUCACUGCAUCUUCGGGGAGAAAACGGAUGAGGUUAUUUUACAAAGAAAGUCGAGACUCAGUGUAGCAUGAGGAGCCUGCCUCGGGGUUCCUGGCCCCGAAUGUCGCCCCAGACCUUCGUCCCAAAUUCUGAAAGUGACCAGGGGCCGUGGCUGUCCAAGGGCUGCGAUGUCACCGUCCAUCAGGGCCCUGCUGGUGGCAAACGGUUUCCUGCCUGAUGGACGGACAGAAGUGUGUUCUUAGCUCGAAAAGCCACCUCUGGGAGGAUUUCCCUGAAGCUCUGGCUUCCCCGGCAGCCCCGGGCAGCGCCGUCCCUGGCGGCCCUGGCCGCUCCUCUCAAAGCUGCCCCUGUUCUGUGUGGUCAGAAGAGGGGCAAUGGGAAGGACUUUCCUUCAGGAGCAGCUUGGGGCAGAGGGGUCCUGGUGAAGCAAACCCUUCAGUCCAAGAACGCUUUCCCUGUGAGCCGGGUGGCACUCGCGAGCAGAGGAGUGGUGUGGACCUCGUCCCUGUAUUCCAGGAGCAGGCAUGUGAAGAAGGAGAGUGUCACUGGUGGUUUUACUCUCGGACUCUGGGGGUGGGGAGCCCCUUUCAGGAAUCUCAGUGAGGUUCUCUUCCAAACUUGCAGAGCAUGGAGCUGAGCACGGGCGGGAACGGCACUGCCGCUCUGCUCAGAGCCGAGGCCUUUGGAUAACGGGGUGAGCCCAGAGGGUCCACCGUGACCCGGGGCAUAGCAGGACUGGCCGGUCACCUCCCACUAAGGCUUCGGCUGCAGGGGCCCGAGACGGGGGCUGAGACUGCGUGUCGGGAACACGGGGUGCUGGCCAUGCGUGUGUGUGUCAGAAGUCUGAGCCCUCCCUCUCCUCCUGAGUGCCAGACGGUGACGGCGGCUGGGGGUGGUCCUCAGACUGCUGGCCUGGAAGGGUCGAUGAGAAGCCACAGGAUUUAGGGGUGCCGCUCAGCAGCCCCGGUUUAGGAGCCUGAAGCGUCUCUACUGAGAAAGCUGUGGUUUUCCCUUGCCCACGCCCCGGUCGCGUCCCGGCUGACCACGAGGAAGCAUGUGUCCCUUGUGCGCUCUUUGAUAUCCCCCCAUGCUCUCCUGGCACAACCUCCACGGGGCUCGGGCCCGGCCCAGCGUGGAGAGGAGCGAGCCCCUGGCCAGACCCUGCCCCUCACCUUUCCACAGAUAUUUGCGGGGAGGUUCGUGUGUUCUCCUGUCUUCAGGAGCCAGGAAAAAUGCCCUGAGUAUUAUCUAAGGGACUUUUCUUUUUGAGUUAACUCGGAGCCUUGUGACAGGAGAAGGAAGCAGCCUGGAGAACAGGGACAUUUUUCCAAACUCCUGUGUAGACGCCAUCCCCGCGCCUCAGGAAUGUGUCUCCUGCCGUGGCCAAAACCCCCUCCAGUGCUCCCAUCCGAAGGGCGCGUUUGCCGUUUGUCCUGCGAGCCGCUGUCUUUGACGAGGCCAUAGGCUUCUUGGCAGGAACCAAAGCUUUGAGGGGCACCCCCUCCUCCCCCCACCCCACCCCGCCGCCCUGAGGGUCUCCACGGAGGUGUCUUCAGUUCAUGGCCUGGAAGCAGGGAAGAAAGUGCGUGCAGAUGAGGGCGUGCGUGUGGGCAAGGCCUGGCCCCCGCAGGCACAGGAGGGCGGGAGCCCCCAGGCUGGACCGCCUUCACCCCGUGUCCCCCGCGCUGGGCGCCCCUGGGCUCGCGGAAGGGCUGAGCCAGCUGCGGCUGUGCAGGCCUGACCCUUCAGGAGCAGGACGGUACGGGUGAGAGAAGGUGGUGGAUCUGAAGUGAAAGUCAGGCCGUGGCCUUCCUAACAGGUGGGUCGUCUGCCCACCUCCUGUGUUAUAACUGGGAAGAAGGUUUGAAGUCAGGCCUAUGAUGAAGAAAGAUCAAAACCCCAGUCUCGGACUGGGAAAACAAGGUGGUGGUAGUUCACGCGUUUUCAAAAUUAUUUAAGCUCCUCAUCCUGUUCCAUAAAAGUGUGGCUCCCCCUCUGUCACCUGGAUGGCUGUGAGCAGCGUUCAGCCCUCACCCUGGAGUGAGCAUGAGGGGUUGGGGUCCAAAGCCAGGCGUUCUCCCCAGCUGACAGCCGCUCCCUGCAGCCUCACGGUCAGAGCCUGCGCGGCCCGUGCUGGGCGCUGUCGGAGCGGUGAAGCCCUCCCUCUCAGUGUUGGAGGGAUCGGGCAGAGAGGAUUGUGCGCGUCAGGAGUGAUCAGUGGUAUUUAUAGCUUCGCUUUCUGCCCCGGCUCCCUGAAUCUGCCUGCGAGAAACACCCUUGCCUCUCUGAGAAACCGGCCGUGGACCGGAAGCCACUGGCUGUGAGAGUUUAGGAGGUAAAGGGUCCGCUUUCCUUGAAUAAAGUCUGUAUUCUGCUAGAAAAUUACUUCUUGGACAGUAAGAACAAUCACCGAUCUCUCCCACUUUUAUUUUUAUUUUUUGAAAUCAUCGAUCUAUUAAUCCCGGCUCUGAACGGUGGCCAAAGACUCCAUUAGCCUAUUUUUCCGCCCCUCGGUGUUGUAACAUUUUAGCAGCAGUGCGUCCCCUGAACACACCUGGGGGCUCAUUCUCUUGUGAGGAGAAGCUUGCUCAAGUGUAAAAGACGGUUUCUCAGAUCAUAGCCUGAGCCGCUUUUCUUUCCAGAAACCACUCUAGAGUAAAAUUUACAGGUUUGUUUUUUUUUUUCCCUUGGACAUAUCCAGCCAGCAAAGGCAGCACCCAGUCUCUUCAUAAUGCUGCUCCAUAGGGCUGUCAGGGCAAGGGGUCCGCUCCCUUGUUGGGACCUCCCCACGACCCACAGCCCUCUCCCCCCCACCCCUCCCUGCUGACCCUCUCCCCUCCCCCCCUUUUGGCCAGGCUCUCAGUUCCAUGUGGGCUCAGCCUGGGAACACAGGCUGAAGCCCUUGGUGCAUUGCAUCAUUUUCUGCCAGCAGCUGUGAGAAGGAUGUAUUUUCCAAGCUCAGGAGAAUUUUAUCCCGAGAGCACAUAUGAUCUCUUUCGACUGUGUGUGAUGUUCUGCCCCCACGUGGAAACAGAUGUCUUGUUUUAGUCCUCACUGACCAAGGAGCCAUGUCAGAGAUGCUGGUUUUCACUGUGAGUGGCUCUGACUGUCUCCCCGGUCCUGGAGCAUUGCCUUCCGGGACCUGAGACAGUUUGCCCCCUGCACCCCACAGAGCGCUGGGGCCGUUGGUGCUUCCUGCUGCCCGGCAGCUGAACUUCAGAGGACCUGGGUCCUUGCCCACCCCUCCUCCUGCCCCCCACCUCGCCUCACCUUUGCUUCCCUGACCCGCCCCAACCUUGAGCAGAUUCAGAAUUGGCUGAGUCCAGGGUGCCUGUGGCCUGUGGCUUUUUUUUUUCUUCUUCUUCUUAAGAAUUCAGUAAAUUAAUGGCUUCCCCACUGAAAAAGUUAAGUUAGAUUUUGUCUUGAUCCUUCUUGGUGUACCAGAAACAAAUCACAGCAGACUUUGUAGAAGAUCUGCCCCUUUCCUCCGCUUUUCUGCUGGGUGUUUUCGGGCAGGAGGUCUUCAGAGCUUCGCCCGAGUUGAUGCUAGUCCUUGUCACCUCCACCUGGAACGCAGUUAUUGAUUGGCGAGCCGGACACUCUCCAGCUUCCCCUGGGGCCUCUCCUGUCACCUGGCGAUGCACCCGCCCACUCUGCCCAGUGUGUGCCUCAAAGAUAGUGUUUCUGGGACGUGGACACGCACCUCCCUUGCGGGGCUGUGUGAAGAAUGCAGCCAGGGGAGGGACAGGGAGGUGCCAGAGUCAGGAUUCGCUUGUUGUCACACCAGGGACCUUUGGGCUUCCAGCCAUUUGGGAAGGGGGUCCCUGAUGAAGUUAGUAAAGGUCAAGGUCAGACAGAGAAUUUAGCUCACUCCCAAGACAGCAAGCUUGUCUUGAGGCAGGGUCUGAGGUGUGGUGGGCAGACAGAUCAGUCAGGAAGCCAGCCGUCAGCCUUCUUAGCAUUUAAGACACUCAUUACAAAAGGAUCCAAAAAUCCUGUCCACACAAGGGGGUUUCUUGACGCCUUAAGCAGCUUCUGCAGAUCGUAAAAUUGGAUUUGCCUGGUCAUGUGACCUCAAAAGAACUCAGACACAUCCAAUCCAGAAAAUAAGUUUCAUUUGGGGGAGAAAAUGUCUGUAAAUAUUUUUUGCUUUCCAGGUUAGUUUGGGAUGCAGAGGGCGCUGUCAGUAUUUUUUUUUUCUUUUUAAAUGCUGAUGAUCAUGAAGAGUAUUUAUGUAAACAUAUAACGGGUGGGGGUUCCAAUCAGGGUAAUGUAGAGGAUGGAUUCUCCUGCUGUGACGCGAAGAUGUAAAAUAAAGAUUCUGUGGCGGA
Molecule: messenger RNA, 6485 nt
Organism: Cervus elaphus (red deer)
Lineage: Eukaryota; Metazoa; Chordata; Mammalia; Artiodactyla; Cervidae
Gene: GPR107
Product: G protein-coupled receptor 107
Exons: 18
Coding region: 47-1717 (556 amino acids)
Biological process (GO): clathrin-dependent endocytosis
Cellular component (GO): membrane; Golgi apparatus; clathrin-coated vesicle
Molecular function (GO): clathrin heavy chain binding
Source: RefSeq, a predicted model, not a curated record